UGGUAUGUACAGAUCGUAAUUAAAAGAGCGUCGGCAAUAUACUGUAGGUAAAUGAAACCUCAUCAAACAGUAUGGCAACUUAAAGUCAGUUUGUAAAGAGGUUAUAUCUUAGCAAAUCGAAAAAAAGAGGGCGAGAUACGAACUAAGUCGGCGCGAAAAAAUGUCAGGCACGGGCAGUGAAGAAACCGCCAGAGGUGCUUAUGGCGUUUACGAGGACAUGUCUGAAUAUCAACACCCCUCACGAGGAUAUAACCCAUUCACCACACCAGAAGAUUCACGUUAUAACCCACAGGACAUGUCGGAAUAUCAACACCCCUCACGACGAUACAACACAUUCACGACACAAGAAGAAUCACGUUAUAACCCACAGAAAUGUGAACACCGCAGUGCCACAAGAAUUCGUCGUAGACACCAAAAACGAAUAUCCGGAAAAACACCCAAAAAGAAUGUGGAGGACAUACAAGACAUAAGCGAAAUGCUUGGUUUAUUUCGUCUGCUCCAUAUAGCUCACGACCCUACUAAAUUAGGUCUUUCCGAAAUGAAGAAGACGGCUAAAAGAGUACUCGAAGACCAAGGUUCUGGCAGCGGAAAGUAUUCAUAUGGCACAACGGGAUUUGGGGUAAUAGCCAUGUCAAAAGACGAGGAUAUGUUGAAGAGAAAAACACUGCUGGACUUUAAUCUCCAGGUUGACGAUUGUGUGAGGCAAUUGGGCAGCCACGCGAUUGAGGUUCUAGACGUUUACUAUAGCGAUGGAAGUGUUUUGAAUGUUUUGGGAGAAGAAAGGGAGCGCUUAACGAAAACAGAAUAUAACAUCCUUAUUGCAGGUGAAAGUAGUGCUGGAAAAAGUAGUUUAGUGAAUCUUAUUCUCGGCGAAGAGCUUCUUCCACAUCAUGUUCUCAAUACCACUUCUACAAUAUGCGAAGUAAAAUAUGGGAAGGAACGAAAAUUGAUUGCUCACCAUAACUACGAUGAGAAACAAAGGAUGCGGCCUAAACCUGAAAUUUAUUUGUUGAAAACAAAAGAAGAAUGCGGCAAGAAUUACUAUGAACAAAUCGCUCCCUUCGUGCAAAGGAAGUCCAACGAGGGAUCUAAAUAUACUAAAGUAGAAAUCUUUUGGCCGCAUGAAUUACUUGAGGAAGAAAUUGCUAUUGUCGAUAGUCCAGGUCUGGGUGAAUCUGAUGAAAUGGAUGAAGUUCUGAUGAAUUAUCUUCCGAAUGCUUUUGCGUUCAUUUAUGUUCUUGACAUUUCCCGUGCUGGAGGAGUACAAAAAGAUAUCAAAGAGAAGCUAAGGACCAUCUUAAAAAAGGUGAAGUCCUCCAGUGGCGGCGCUGAGACCCUUCAACAUUUAGCCGAAUGUUGGCUUUUUAUCUGCAGUAAGUGGGAUCAAGUAAAAGAAAAUGAAAAGUCAGAAACGAAGGAACAUGUCGUCGCAAUGUUAAGAGAGGGUUGGGAAGAUUCAAGUUUGAAUCAUCAAAUUGUGUACAUGUCAAUAAAAGAGGCCAUCAAAGUACAGGAAUAUGGCGGAGUCACAGAAGAGUUCAAUGAUUUACUCCAAAAAUUAAGCGAUGGUUUGAGGGCAAUAAAUAUUAGGUUUACAAUCACUGGCAGUAUAACCUGCACUAUUGAGUUUAAUUUCACUUUGUCGUUAUAUGAAUUGCUGUAUCAAAUUUAUAGAGUAACCUACUUCUUCAACCAAGAGGUGCAAUCAACUCACCAAGAAACCCGUAAACGAAUGGAAGAAAUCGAGAAACGCAUCAAAGAAAUUGAACGAAAAGAGCAAGAUGUAAAGAGAGAAAUGGAGGAAAGAGUGAAAACCCACACCAAAGUUCUCCAAGCCAAACUCGAAGUUUAUAUCUACUCGAUGGAUUUCAAAACGAAAUUCUGCUCUUGGACGAAUUGUGCACUUCCGAAAAGAGAAAUAACUUGGGAAAUGACAAAGAGAAACAUCAAAGAAGCAAUUGAUAGCCGAUUCAAAGAAUUGCUCAUUGAGUGGGAAAAUGGCCAUCAAGUUUAUGCUGAAAUUCAUAGGGAGAUUCUGGACGAAUUUCGUAAAAGUUUGAAUCUUUUGGAGGAGGAACUUGAAGGUGUUGAUAAAGCGAUAUAUAGUGUGGAAAGACGUGCUUAUCAUUCAGGGAACAAAAAUAAAAUUCCCUUAAAGGCGAAAGUUAUCUUCGGAGUGAUUAGUCCUCUUUUGAUUCCAUUCGGUGUGGCGGGUUUGGUGAUUGGUAUGCCUGUUUUGGGAGCAUUGAGUAUGAAAGAUAAAGUAAGUACAAAAAAGAAGUUUGACAAUUACCAAAAAAAUCCGCGUGACUAUCUGAAAAAAGAAUCUGAAAAAUAUCUGGAGCGACUGCCGAAAGAACACGUGUUAGAAUAUGCUCAACGCCUGAUGGAGAACACCAAAAUGGUGCUAUCAAAAUAUGGAGAUAAAAUUCCCAUCCUGAUUGAGGCCAAUCGUAAACUGGUGAUGCAAUUAAUUAAUGAUACCCGAAGUCAGGAUGAAAUAUUGGGAAUGUAUGACUCAAUUCAGAAGAAAAGUCUCGAAAUUAUAUAUGAAAUCCUACCCUGGGGAAUUAAGCUCUGUCCAGCAACUAUAAAUGGCAGUGAUCUUGACUGGGAAAAAGACCACAGUUCAUGCCUCGGCGAGGGGGAGGUAUCCACAGUGUACAAAGGGAAGCUAAAGAAUCUUGGAAGAAAUAAAUCACAGACUUCUGAAAUGAACGUGGCGGUAAAAGUAUUCAAGGGACCAUUUGAUGAACCGAAUUCAAGAUACUUUUUGCAAGAAGAAUUCCAGAUUAGAGAUUUGAGACAUAAAAACGUUCUCAAGUAUUUUGGAGCAGCCCGAACUAGUGAUAAUACUCUUUUAUCCAACGACCACCAAUUUAUAUUCGUGAUGGAAGCAGCCAGACAAAACCUGCGAAGUGUCAUUUUCAAGAACCAAAUUCUGACCCCAGCGGAGUCUGAAAACUCCAAACUAGCAAUUGGCAAGUUCAUUAAGAGGGCGAUGGACAUAGCAGCUGGUCUAAACUACAUUCACGAGAGAGGACUAAUCCACAGACAUCUCAAGCUGGAAAAUAUUCUGGAAGAUGAGGAUGGGACCGCGAUGAUAUCUGAUGUUGGGAUUGUGGGACGAUUUCUGGAAACAGAGAAAAGCAUGCCUUAUCUUGCACCUGAAGUACUUGAAAACUUGACGAAUCGCGCAAAAGAAGCAGAUAUGUAUAGUUAUGGUAUUGUGUUGUGGGAGAUGUGGUAUGGCACCCAGGCAUUCACAGAACUUAUGCCUACCGACAAGGUCAAAUUUCGAGAAAAGAUAGCAAAUGGGUACCGUCCAAAGAUCGACCGCACAACGAACAACAUUCCAGAAAUACAUGCUGUCAUAGUGAGAUGUUGGGCCACUGAAGCAGAAGAAAGGCAUUCUGCCAACGAAUGCUAUGAGAUGUGCUACGAGAUAUUUCAAGAAAUGAUUGAAAAAGGAGUCAGCGAAAUGUUGGCAAAAGACCGACGAUGUGUUGAAAUGUUAUGCACAGAACCAUCUGAACAAAUACAGUUAACAUCUCCACCACCAGAAAAUACAUCCCAUCAGGAAUUUGAACAGUCCGAAAUCAACAGGGAAACUCUAUUGAAAGCACUUGCCGAUAUUGAGAAAGAGAUUGAAAACUUAAAUCAGGUCAAUCUGGCAACACGAGUGAAAGACUUGCGAGCGCAGGUUAGUGUUGUUUUGGAAGUACACUCUGACGAUAUCACACGCCUAAACGCUGAAAUCGAUAGUCUCAAAGAGCAAGUUGAAAUGUUGAAAGCAAAAAAUGACGAGUUAAAUAAUAAAAACGAGCAGCUCAUGAAUAAAUUAGCGGUUGCCCAAACAACUUGGGAGUGGGAAGCACACUUAGCAAGAUUUGUGACCGAACCCCGAACACGAAUCUAUCCAUAUGCCAGGUUUAAACAAAUGCAACGGUACCUUAAAACAGUAGGAGCAACAGACAACCUUUGGACGAAGAUACAAAAAAAUUAUGGUGUAUGGACUGAUGACCAUUGGGAAAUGGUCAAUACUGUGAGAUUGGAGAGAAAUUGUAUUGCACAUCCGGAUUUUCUCGAACUUGAUCUCGUAGAAUCUGAAGUGCUGAAGAUGUCACCACACUUUCAUGAACCCAUGCGAGACAUGUUGGCAAUGCUAAAGACGACUGCCAGUUUGAUGAAAUUUGGAAGGCUAGCAAAGUUCUUCACCAGAAACAACUUAUUUCCGUCUGGAAUGGUAGGUGGUGAAUUGUACCCGCAAGUACUGAAAGAUAUCACCUCGUGGGAUCGUGAAUUUGAAGAAAUUGAUGGUCUCCAGAACAUCGAGCACCAAGACGCGAAAGAGUACUUAGCUAAGUACGUAAACCAACCUGAAAAAAUCACGCAGUAUUUUUCAAUCGUUGACCUGAUCAAGAGUGAAAACAAGAAACCAUUGGGAAAACUGGCUUGGGAGUUCGAAACUCGUUAUUCUUCGAGAAUGACAAAUGAAGAGAAGGAAGCAUUGGCUGAAUUGAAGAAGUUGGCCCCAGAAAAUGAAAGAGAGGUGAGAAUUUUGGAUGUCACCAUAGCAAAGUUGCACACACCCGACUUCUUGCCAAAGCAUUUGUGGAAACAUGAGGUGCUUGAAGACCUCACGAAUCGUACAAAAGCAGCAGAUGUAUAUAGUUAUGGUAUAGUGUUGUGGGAGAUGUGGUAUGGCACCCAGGCGUUCACAGAAUUUAUGCCCAUCGAAAGCGUCACCGAUUUCCGAGAAAAGCUGGUUGAAGGGCAUCGUCCAAAAAUAGAUAGAAACAAAAUCAACAUUAUAGGAGUACAUCAGGUCAUGGUAGCAUGCUGGGCUACUGAGGUUGAAAAAAGAUGGUCAAUGAAAGUGUGCUAUGAUGCAUUAUCGGAUGUGACAGGAUGGAGACUGGAAUGA
Dendronephthya gigantea is the source of this 4927-nucleotide messenger RNA. RefSeq lists its product as uncharacterized. The transcript is spliced from 16 exons. NCBI's taxonomy places the organism in Eukaryota, Metazoa, Cnidaria, Anthozoa, Malacalcyonacea, Nephtheidae. The record is from RefSeq and is a predicted model, not a curated record. Bases 161 to 4927 code for a protein of 1588 amino acids. Gene Ontology annotation, biological process: protein phosphorylation. Gene Ontology annotation, molecular function: ATP binding; protein kinase activity.